This is a messenger RNA of Bolinopsis microptera, 3753 nucleotides long. RefSeq lists its product as uncharacterized. The transcript is spliced from 9 exons. Lineage: Eukaryota; Metazoa; Ctenophora; Tentaculata; Lobata; Bolinopsidae. The record is from RefSeq and is a predicted model, not a curated record. Gene Ontology annotation, cellular component: lysosome. Bases 1 to 1941 code for a protein of 646 amino acids. Gene Ontology annotation, molecular function: cysteine-type endopeptidase activity.
AUGACUUUCUACUGGCCCAAAGUCAAGACUUUGAUAGGAUUCAUCUAUUUUAUGCUCAGUUCCAGUGACUUUGCAACAGGACUCUGUGCAGGUUUGCACACCCUCAUAUUCAUCACAAUGCUGGGUCUCAAGCAAUCAGGUGACCAGUCAACCUCAUACAUCUUCAUUCUGAUAGCUCCCAGUUACUUCCUGUCUGUUGUUUCAUUCAAGGUUUCAGCCUUUGUCAGCAUGGUCUUUGCAGUCAUCCGUACCAUCAGAAUAAUCUCUCCCAUAUCUUCCGUGGUGAACAAAACAGCUGUAGUUAUUUCUAUUUUUGUCUGGCUCGCCAUCUGGGUUGCUUUUUUUCUUAUUGAAACAGGGGUCUUCAUAAAAGAUUCCAAGGAAUCUGAAGAUCCUGCCGAAAUGAAAAAGAAUGCACUCAUUGGUCACUUCUAUCAGCCAAAUAAAGCAAAGUAUAUACAGGAUCUCUUUGGGAGUAACAAUGAUGAAGAUGCCAAGCCCAACUCACAAGGAGAGAUGAGCAGACACGGAGGAGUCUCUGCCGAGUGUGCAAUUGAUCUGCUUUACACUGGUCUCCCAGUCUUUCUAUGUGCGGGGAUCACUGUUAUAGCUACCAUUAUCCAAGUAGUAGCUCUUCUCAGCAGGCAGCCAAUGAGUAGCAACCAAGAAGCUGAUAGACGAAGCAAUACCAAGCUGAGCAUCACUAUUAUACUUAUUGGAAUGGUAUUUAUCAUUUGCUCAUCCUGCACCCUGUACCAACCUUUCACUGUGUGCUUUUCUGAUGACCUUGGCGCGGGGGUAGACCGCAGAAGACUCUAUAUCAUGGGAUAUAUGCCCUUCUUCUUCAAUGCUGCAUCUUGUUUCUGUCAACUGUUACUUGCUUCUCAUGUUUUUUUAAACUCUGCCCCUACUCUUGACAAGGCAGUGAGAAAACUACUGAACAGUCUACGGAGCGAAACCCACUUAACUAGAGUGGAACUGACACUAAGAAGUUCUCUGUUGCUGAGAGCGGAGCGUGCUGCUGGACAACAUAACUCACUCUCUAACAGGGGAUUCAACAUGGCUAUAAACAAGUUUUCUAUCAUGACCCCAAAAGAGAAGUCACUAUAUCUUGGAGUAACAAACAGCACACAGGAUCAUGCAACUAAGGAAAUAAGACCUUCUCCUCCCCAAUCUGGAUAUUCAGCACUUCCGAUAGAGUUCAACCAUCGUUAUCACGGGCACGUGACAGCAGUCAAAGACCAGCAAUCUUGUGGAUCAUGUUGGGCAUUUGCUGGAGUUGGAGCUUUUGAGGGAUCUUACUCAUCUGCUACUGGGGUCCUCAAAUCUUUCAGUGAAAAGGAAGCGUUAGACUGCAGUUAUCCCGAGGAAAAGGAUGGCUGUAGAGGAGGCUGGUACACAUCAGUGUGGAGCUACAUCCAGUCAGCUGGUAGACUAGCUGCUAUGACGGAUAUACCUUACUUUCCAGCAGCUGAUAAAUGUAGCCGAUGGAAAGAAAAAGCCAACGGAAUAAAGAAUGCGGACUACAUCGGUCACUACAAAGCCUCCUCAAGCUCGCUGGAGAGGAUUUUAACAAUGUAUAUCCCAGCAGCGGCAUUUACAGUAGAGGAUGAAUUUUACGCGUACAAGGAUGGUGUGUACAGUGGAUGUGAAACCCCCAAAAGGGUAAAUCACGGGGUUGUUAUUGUUGGGUAUGCUCCUCGAUAUUGGGAGGUUAAGAACAGUUGGGGAUCUGACUGGGGAGACAAAGGGUUUGCGAAGUUCUCCAGAACACGUGUAAACAUGUGUCAGAUCACGUCUCGUGUCAUGUAUACUGUUGUUAUUGGGAGAGAUAGAGGGGAGCACGAUCAACCUGACGUCAUACCUGGUAUUGGUUACUUUCCAGAUUACUUUCAGUGGUUACUUUCCAUGGUUACCUUCCGUGGUUACUUUCCGUGGUAACUUUCCAUGGUUACUUUCCGUGGUUACUUUCCAUGGUUACUUUUCAUGGUUACUUUCCGUGGUUACUUUUCAUGGUUACUUUCCAUGGUUACUUUCCGUGGUUACUUUCCAUGGUUACUUACCAUGGUUACUUUUCAUGGUUACUUUUCAUGGUUACUUUCCGUGGUUACUUUUUGGUUCUUUUUUAUGAUUGCUAUACUUUUUGGAUGCUUUUAUGUACCUUUUUAUUACUUGUUGUUUACCUUUGCGUUACUUUUUUGUUACUUUUUCAUUACUUUUUCGUUACUUAUUCAAGUUAAGCCUGGCAAGCGAAAAAAGGUGGAGUCGAUAUCGUGUCAUGAAGUUCAUCAAAGUUUAAGUAUACGACUAUAAUAUAUGGUUCAUAUCAAACAGUGCAAUUUCUAAAAUACAAUUUACCAGACAAAUGUAACCGUCAAGUCGAUAACCGUCAAGUCGGUAACCGUCAAGUCGGUAACCGUCAAGUCGGUAACCGUCAAGUCGGUAACCGUCAAGUCGGUAACCGUCAAGUCGGUAACCGUCAAGUCGGUAACCGUCAAGUCGGUAACCGUCAAGACAAGUUCUGGAACUGGUCCAAGUAAUCAGUUAUUUAGAAUAUAUAUUCGCAUGUAUCCACACUACAUGAAAUUGUGCUGUAUAUGAGUGGUGAUUUCGCUCUGAGAAUCAGGGUCAGUAGCUCAAUUGGUAGAGCAAGAUACGCGAAAUGUCGAGGUUCUGGGAUCAUUCCCCAGUUGUCCCUAGUUUUUCAGAGUUAAUCAUCACCUAUAGACAGCAUGAGAGUAGGCCUGGCCAUCUCGAAGUGAUGGUCCAAGUAAUGUAAUACUAAUAGUAAGGAGUACUGUGCUGGAACUUUGCCAGCUCCUGCAAUUCGACAGAUACGUAGAUCAAGAAUAUUUAUAGUUCUUACGUUAAUUCAUAGGUCAGGUGACAUUUUUUACCUGUCGGUCGUAGUAGGUAGUUAGUCACGUGAUACGCGUAAUAAAAAAACGUGAACAAAACAGCGGGAUUAUCAGGAUUGAUUAUUCUAUCCCGGCUGAUUAUCCUAUCAGUAUCCCAGAGGUGUUUAUAAUCGUGAUAGGCUUGCUGAAUUGCUUCUGUUAGUAAUAGGCUCACAUGUACAACUACAUCAACUAGUGUCCACUCUCUACCUGUAAUACAAGGUACAUGAUUAGUAGAAGUAUAAUAGUGACAUCACCUAGAUAAUAAAUCAUACUGGUAUAUAAACAUACCAAUGUCUUAUAAAGUUACGACACCAUCUCAUUGAUAAGUUAAUUCUUUGACCACUUGACAUAUUCAUGGCCGUUUAGAAACGGACUGUUGUUGUUUUUCUUAACAUGGUCAUCUUUGAGCAGAUGAGUCAUCAGUCAACAGCGUACAAGUAUAAGCAGUGAAAGAUUAAACAGAUUUGAAACCAAGUUGGAGAAAUAUGUCUUCCAAACCCAAAGAUUCGUCCAGAGUCCGACAGAAAGCAACAAACAGUACUGGAGAGCCCUCACGGAGAGUGUCUUCUCUGGAAUCUGUCCGUGAAGAUGAAGAUGACGAAAAGAAAGAAAGAAAAACAAUGCAGAGUAAAUCAGUAGGAAGCAGACCAAAAGCAGUGCCAACAAAUCUUUCUAUGAUCAAAGUCCAGGAGGAGAAAAUCAAUGUUGCAGAUGUGAAAAAUUUGAAGGAUAUAACCGCUCUAACAAGCAAGAUACUCGAGGAAAACAAAAAUGUGGUAGCAGUCGAGGGAAAUUUGAAGAAAAAACUUAUUCUCUCCUACUUGCCCCCACCACCAGCUCCGGUCACUAUUUU